This is a messenger RNA of Pseudocercospora fijiensis CIRAD86, 2068 nucleotides long. RefSeq lists its product as uncharacterized. The record is from RefSeq and is a predicted model, not a curated record. The transcript has a single exon. Gene Ontology annotation, biological process: protein peptidyl-prolyl isomerization. Gene Ontology annotation, molecular function: protein binding; peptidyl-prolyl cis-trans isomerase activity. Bases 1 to 1911 code for a protein of 636 amino acids. NCBI's taxonomy places the organism in Eukaryota, Fungi, Ascomycota, Dothideomycetes, Mycosphaerellales, Mycosphaerellaceae.
AUGACGACCGAAGCUGAGGAGGUGUCGCAAGGCACCAAACGAUCGCAUGAUGAAGUUGAAGCCGACAAUCAAAAGCCAAGGCCCGACGAAGACAGCGAAUCGAGCGACGAUGACCUUGGACCAGCUCUGCCCUCCGCCGAAGCUCCCAAGAAGAAGCGCAGAAAGCUGCCAUAUGAGAAGCAAUAUGUCGCCGCCCUGCCCUUAGCCCCGAGAUAUUCGAAGUCUCUGAUGCAUCGAGACCAGCUCGUACAUUGCACAUUCACGCCGCAUACCGACUUCCUCAUUACCUGUUCAGUCGAUGGGUAUGUCAAGUUCUGGAAGAAGACCACGGGCGGGAUCGAGUUCGUGAAAGAAUACAAGGCACACGAGGGAGAACUCAAGAGCGUCACAGUCAGCACAGAUGGGAGAAGCUAUGCGACUGCGGGCGCAGAUAACACGAUCAAGAUCUUCGAUGUCGCAACAUUUGACCUCUUGGCCAUGCUUGAGCCAGAGAACCCUCCCAAAGCAAUCUGCUUCGUUCACGGUCACGGCUCUUCAUAUCCUUUACUUGCAGUGUCAAGCGAGACCGAUGGCAGCAUCAGCAUAUACGAUGGGCGAGGCGAGAACCAAAAGCCCAUGCACACUAUCGCAGGUCUUCAUCGAAAGCCAGUCCACGUGUUAGCCUACAAUGCUGCAUAUGACUGCGUCUUAUCCGCCGAUGAGAGCGGGAUGAUCGAAUAUUGGCAACCUUCAGGCUCGUAUGAGAAGCCCUCCAAUGUCUUCGAUAUGAAGAGCAGCACGAAUCUGUUUGAGUUCAAGAAGUCGAAGUCUGUUCCAUGCUCGAUAACUGUGUCGCCUUCCGGUGAGCAAUUCGCAACUUUCUCUUUUCCAGAUCGGAAAGUUCGCGUCUUCGACUUUGUUUCCGGCAAGCUAUAUCGAACGUACGAUGAGAGCUUAGCCACGAUCAAUGAUAUGCAGCAAGCUGGAACAUUGAGCACAGAGCCUUUAGAUCCAAUUGAGUUCGGCAGACGCAUGGCUGUGGAGCGGGAGCUGGAAAAUCCAGCCAUUCGCAAUCGCAUCAAUGUCAUCUUUGACGAGAGCGGACAUUUCGUCAUGUACGGCAGCAUACUCGGAACUAAAGUUAUCAACACUUUUUCCAAUCGCAUGGUCAAGCUUUACGGCCGAGAAGAAGCCUUCCGACCGCUGAAUUUGACCUUAUACCAAGGCGCACCAGCAAAGAAAGGCCUCGUCACUGCACAAAUGGCAGCGUCAAGCAACCCCCUACUAGAAGCAGCCGAAGCACGAGAUGCCAUGCUCGUCACAACAGGAUGCGCAAAGGUUCGAUUCUACAUGUUCACCAACGACAACAGCGUCUCCAAAUCAGAUCGCGACAUCCACAACGAGAAACCACGAACCUUAGCAGCAUCCAAGAAGAAAGAAGAAGAAGAAGAACGAGAGGCCAGAAUGGGCACUAGCGCAACCAUCCACACAACCAUGGGCGACAUCUCGAUCCGCCUGUUCCCCCAACACGCUCCAAAAGCAGUCGAGAACUUCACCGUGCACUCCCGAAAGAACUACUAUAACGGCAUCAUCUUCCACCGCGUGAUCCGGAAAUUCAUGAUCCAGACCGGUGAUCCCUUGGGCGAUGGAACCGGUGGCGAAUCGAUCUGGGGCAAGGAAUUCGAAGACGAAUUCACGCCGGAACUUCGUCACGACAAACCUUACACUGUCAGCAUGGCCAACGCCGGACCUGGCACCAAUGCUUCCCAAUUUUUCAUCACGACUGAGCGGACGCCGUGGUUGGAUGAUAAGCAUACGAUCUUUGGGCGUGUGGUUAAGGGGAUGGAUGUUGUGCAUUUGAUUGAGAAUUCGAAGGUUUAUAAGGAGAAGCCGGUCGAGGAUGUUAGGAUUGUUAGUAUUCGUGUUGAUUAGAUAGUGAGUGAGGUAGGGAGCUGGGGAAUUGAUGUCGUGUUCAUUCAUUUAUUGUCCUUCGGAUCUUCUCUCUGCUGAAUGCUGAUGUGGUUGGUAUGAGCUAGCUCCAGAUCAUGGUGAAUUUUUCAGACCAACCAGAACGAGCCGCAUUGCUCAC